AUGGCUGGUAGUAUAACUGAAGCAAUCACUCAACCAAUCAACGACCAAUUGCAUAAAGCAGCAGACAAAGUCACCACUGGAGGUAGUGGCAGCGGCAGCGGUAGUGCUCCAGCUGCACCUAAAAAGGGCAAGAUUGUUGAAUUCACCCCAGCUUAUUACGCUGCUUGUACAUUGGGUGGUAUUAUUGCUUGUGGACCCACUCAUUCAGCAGUCACCCCCUUGGACUUGGUCAAGUGUCGUCGUCAAGUUGAUGGCCAUUUGUAUAAAUCCAAUGUUCAAGGAUGGAAAACCAUUCUUAAAACUAAAGGUGAUUCAAUCUUUACUGGUAUUGGUGCUACUUUUAUUGGUUAUUCCUUCCAGGGUGCUGGUAAAUAUGGGUUCUAUGAAUUUUUCAAAAAGACAUAUAGUGAUUUAGUUGGUCCUAAAUGGGCCAAUGAUUACAAGACAGGGGUGUUUUUGGCUGCUUCUGCUUCAGCUGAAUUUUUGGCUGAUAUUGCCUUGUGUCCAUUUGAAACUAUUAAAGUCAAAACGCAAACUACAAUCCCACCAUAUGCCAAUUCUGUCUUCGAUGGAUGGAACAAGAUUGUUAGCAAAGAAGGUUUUGGUGGAUUGUACAAGGGUAUUGUUCCAUUAUGGUGUAGACAAAUUCCAUAUACCAUGGUGAAAUUUGCCAGUUUUGAAAAUAUUGUUAAUGGUAUUUAUAGUUAUUUGGGCCAUCCCAAAUCUCACUAUAAUUCAUUACAACAAACUGGUGUUUCAUUUACUGGUGGUUAUUUAGCUGGUAUUUUGUGUGCCAUUGUUUCUCAUCCUGCUGAUGUUAUGGUGUCAAAGAUCAAUGCGGAUAAGAAACCAGGUGAAACCACAGGACAAGCAUUGGGAAGAAUUUAUCAAAAGAUUGGAUUUGCUGGAUUGUGGAAUGGAUUACCCGUGAGAAUCUUUAUGAUUGGUACAUUGACUGGAUUCCAAUGGUUGAUUUAUGAUUCAUUUAAAGUGUUUGUUGGAUUACCAACCACUGGUGGUCAUUAA
Molecule: messenger RNA, 1026 nt
Organism: Lodderomyces margitis
Lineage: Eukaryota; Fungi; Ascomycota; Pichiomycetes; Serinales; Debaryomycetaceae
Product: Cu/Pi carrier
Exons: 1
Coding region: 1-1026 (341 amino acids)
Biological process (GO): mitochondrial phosphate ion transmembrane transport
Cellular component (GO): mitochondrial inner membrane
Molecular function (GO): phosphate transmembrane transporter activity
Source: RefSeq, a predicted model, not a curated record